UCUCCUACCUCAAUCCACAACCCCAACCCUCCGCUUCUCGACAUUUUCGUGAACUUCACCUUCACGACUGAAAACCGUCGACCGUCGUCCACUUCCGCUCUUUCCCCUCCACCACCGCUACACUCCCCCGUCCGCAGGCGUAAACAGUGCAAGAUGACUAUCCGGUUUCAAGGAAUAUCGAUGCGGGGCAAUGCCCUGGUCAAACUCGUGCUAGUCAACAGAUUCACCGGCCUCGGCCGCCACAACGCGGAGCGGAUCUGCGCAAAGCUGGGCUUUUACCCGCGCAUGCGCGCGCACCAGCUGCAGGAGCCGGAUCUGCUCGCGCUCGCAAAGGAACUGCAGGGCUACACCGUCGGCGAAGCAUACACCAACUCUGUGCGCGACAAUAUCAGAUCGAAGAGAAUUAUUGGUACUUUUGCUGGUCGUCGCCAUGCUCUUGGAUACCCCGUGAAGGGACAGCGGACAAAGAACAACGGUUUGACCGCCCGAAGACACAACAGAGGCCAAUGGGACACAGAAAAGCGCAAAUUCACAACUCUUCGACAACUCGACCUCGCUCCGUCCGUGUCCACCGUCGUCGGAACCUGGGCUGUCAACGCUGCUGUGCGGGCAAAGGUCCUGGUCGACAAGAUCAGGUUUUGGUGAAAAUACCGGCGGGAGAGGAGCUCGCGUGGCAUUGUACAUACUACAUACAUAACAUAACGACCGGAGAUAUCUAUCGCACAGCGCAAGAAAUCAUGUUUGUAUAAUAAUAAUACUACAAGACGUCUAUGACCUCGACAUAAGCUAGAAGUGUAU
Molecule: messenger RNA, 798 nt
Organism: Myxozyma melibiosi
Lineage: Eukaryota; Fungi; Ascomycota; Lipomycetes; Lipomycetales; Lipomycetaceae
Exons: 4
Coding region: 154-645 (163 amino acids)
Biological process (GO): translation
Cellular component (GO): small ribosomal subunit; mitochondrion; ribosome
Molecular function (GO): structural constituent of ribosome; RNA binding
Source: RefSeq, a predicted model, not a curated record